This is a messenger RNA of Archocentrus centrarchus (flier cichlid), 1239 nucleotides long. Its product is annotated as THAP domain-containing protein 6-like. Lineage: Eukaryota; Metazoa; Chordata; Actinopteri; Cichliformes; Cichlidae. The record is from RefSeq and is a predicted model, not a curated record. The transcript is spliced from 5 exons. The coding region runs from base 103 to 756 and encodes 217 amino acids.
AAUUACGUCACUCAGACAGCCGGAAGCUGGAUCUGUUAGAAGGACAAACGCGUACGUGGACGCUGCAUUGAGCAGUGUACGGCAGCGUCGCCGCCAUUUUGGAUGUGGCAAACAAGAAUAAUGCCUCACUCUUGUGCUGCGUGGAAGUGCUCGAACCGUUUUACAGUCGAAACCAGGUCACAUGGGAUUACCUUUCACAGGUUUCCCAAAGACAAAGGGCUGCGAAAGCAGUGGGAACUAGCUACCAGAAGGAAAGGGUUUUCUGCUAGCCCGUCGUCCAUGCUCUGCAGCGAGCAUUUCAGACCCGAGGACUUCGACAGAACAGGUCAGUCAGUCAGGAUCAGAUAUGGAGCUGUUCCUUCGGUCUUCUGUUUACCAGCUCAUCUUCAGAAGGCUGUGACUACCAGGACAUCUCAGACCUCAAAGAAGGCUCUAGAGCCUCUGCCAGUCCACUGUUCCCAGGUCGUCCAGCAGACCAAACCCCUGGCUUUGCACAGUGUUGACCACUCCUAUGCUCUGCCUUCGUCACCUGACGAUCUGAGAGUGAGGCUCAAUAAAGCCAUAGCUAGGGUGGAGAGUCUGGAAAGAGAGAAGAGGAAUGCCAAGGACCGAGAAAGAAGAGCAAGGAACACUGUGUGUGGCCUUCUGGAGUAUCUCAGCGGGAAGCAGCUGAUAAAUGAAGAGCUGAAAGAGAGGCUCAGCUUAUACUCAGAUCUCCCAGUGCACCACUUGUCGAAACAAACAAAGGAGGGCUGAUGAUUCCUUCGGAGGGCACAGUAAAGGUCAUCAAAUCAGCUGAGCGUUUCAUCUGGCAGUCUGCUUCAGGGCAAACUGUCAAAGUGUCCUUGAUCGCUCAGGUUGUUUGAGCUGAGAUUGGUUCAGAGGAUGUUUUUUUUUUCUCAACGGGAACAUUUGGGAAACUUGGUUUGGAAUCGACAACCACUGCUUUAUGCUUGUCAUUAGUCAUCUGUCUUGGACAAACUGAGGCUGCGCCACAUCGCCGAGCUGAAGACUCAGCAGUUAGAGAGGGGCAAAAAAAAAAGCUGUGCAAGGCAGUUCGGUUCAAUGGGUUUUAGCCCCCACACGCACACGCGCAUGCACGCACACUUGUUGUGAUUUAUUGCCAUAUAAAUAAAGAUCUUUGAGUGUGUCUGCUCAUCAGAUUUUUUGCAUGUGCUUCUUGGCCCUCUUGUUUUUGUCUAACAUUUAAUUUUUUUAAUUAAAUUUGCUAAAACAAAA